AUGGUUGAAAUCUUUAAUUAUUUGCUGGAGGAGGAAGAGGACGUUCUCACGGACCAGCAGCUCUGUGACCAGGAGAGGAACUUCAGCUUGGAUCAAGAGAACCCAGAGCCACCACAGAUUAAAGAGGAGCAGGAGAACCUCUGCAUCAGUCAGGACGAGGAGCAGCUUGUGGUCAAGCAGGAGACUGAUAUCUGCAUGGUGACCCUUAUCUACGACGACGGAGAUCACAGUGAGGAUCAAACUCUGUACCUGAAUCCUGAUGAAUCUCAGACUGCAGCAGAGGAGGAGUCCGUGGUCAGCGUGUCGGUUAACAGCGCCGAGGUACAAGAACCGAACACGGGCUACCAGCUUCUCCCUCAUUUAGCUGAGAGGCAAGAUCACAUGGGAGGGAAGCACGGCGGCUCGGUAUCGACAGCUAACGCAACGACAAAACCGCAGAAAAGACUGCACAAAAGCAACGAUGUUUGUAAUCCUGCCAUGUUAAAGAACUCCUUAAAUGCAGGUCAAAAGUCUUUCAAAUGUGAAACUUGUGGAAAAGAAUUCCCGUAUAAGUCCACGCUGAACAGACACAUGACCAUACACACAGGAGUGAAGCCAUAUUCCUGUAGCUUCUGCAGCAAAAGGUUCAAUCAGCCAUCGAGACUGAAAGCUCAUAAAAUCAUCCACACGGGUGAGAGGCCGUAUUCAUGCGCCGUCUGCGGGAAAACAUUUGGUCAUGCAGAGGUAUUGAAAAGUCACAAACGAAUCCACACAGGCGAGAAGCCGUAUUCUUGUAACAUCUGCAAUAAAAGCUUUGGUUAUGCGUCGGCGAUGAAAGUUCACAGAAGAAUCCACACCGGGGAGAAACCGUACUCCUGCACCGAGUGUGGGAAAGGAUUCUUUAAAUCGUCCGCAUUGAAAACCCAUUUACGAGUGCACACGGGUGAAAAGCCAUAUUCAUGCGAAACGUGUGGAAAGUGUCUCAAAAGUAAUUACGGCUUGAUGGUCCACAUGAGGACGCACACUGGUGAGAAGCCGUUUCCCUGCGAAACGUGCGGGAACAGAUUCACGGACGCAUCGGCUUUAAAAAAGCACCUGAGGAGACACACGGGUGAGAAGCCUCACGUUUGCAGCAUGUGUGGGAAAAGUUUUUUUGAGUUGUCGCACUUGAAAAGACACACAAAAGUCCAUACAAGUUAAGAGCCGUAUUCAUGCAGAAGAUUUCAGAUCUGAUUUGUCUUUCGACUUGAGGACCAACACUGGCAAGAAGCCAUAAUCGAUCAGAUUUAUAUAUCGCUUCUACUAGGCACUCAGUCGCUUUACACUGUCAUUCACACACAUUCAUCCGGGUGGUGGUA
Messenger RNA from Stegastes partitus (bicolor damselfish), 1337 nucleotides. Its product is annotated as zinc finger protein 239-like. The transcript is spliced from 2 exons. The coding region runs from base 1 to 1179 and encodes 392 amino acids. Gene Ontology annotation, biological process: regulation of DNA-templated transcription. Lineage: Eukaryota; Metazoa; Chordata; Actinopteri; Pomacentridae. The record is from RefSeq and is a predicted model, not a curated record. Gene Ontology annotation, molecular function: RNA polymerase II cis-regulatory region sequence-specific DNA binding; DNA-binding transcription factor activity, RNA polymerase II-specific.